AAAAUGAAAAGUUGGAGCAACCGUUUGCUUCUCUUUUUCGCUCUCACCUGCUUGCUCAUCUUUCUCUUCCAAUCAUCAUCAACAACAACAGUGGUGCAAGCUGGUGGUAUCGAUGAGAGUGCCAAACAGAAUCGAUUAGGCGGUUUAACCUCGUCGUGGGCCUCCCCAAACAGCGAACAAGCCGCAACCGCUGCCAUCAUACAAGAGAAUGAACUUGUUGCCGCCACAACAACAUCAUCAUCAACAACAUCAGCCAUGACAAUGACCUCCUUGAGACCGGUAGAGCAGUUGGAAAGUUACGGCUCCGUUGUUUUGAGUGAUGAGGAGUCGUUUGGAGCCUUUGAAAAAAAUACUCUCAACACAGCUACCACCGCUCAUGAAUUGAAUAAUGAUGAGGAGAUUUCAAAUUUGUUGGGACACUUGUUGGAGAAUCAGGAAGAGGGAUUGAAUGGAGAGGACUUGGAGGAGGAAGCUGCUGCUGCUAGUGAAGGAGUUAGUUCGGAUGAAAAUGAGGAAUUGGUAGAAACUUUAAAUGAUGAGGAUAGUGAAUCUGAGAUUGAGGAAGCCUCUUCAAAUACUAGUGAAGGAUAUGGUCUUGAUGAGGCUCUUGAUUCAAGUGGAGUUGCUACCUUGUCUACUCAAAGUGAACAACAAUUAAAUCACAAAAAAAAACUCUCUGAUGCUCGAACAAUAAUCAAGGCUCUCAGACAAAAGAGAUCUAUUAUUAAUAAGAAACUCUAUCCAUUGCAACAAUUGGUUGUCAUGACAAAGAAGAAUUUGGAAGAUAGCAAGGAUGAGGAAAACAAGGCUGAACAUCAACAUAACAAGAUUAAGGCUGAAAGAAAUGUCACCAGAUUGCAAAAACUUAAAAAGUUGAACAAUGACAAGUUGAAGAAUGCUUUGAACAAUCUCAAAAAGCUCAAGACCAAGAAGGCCAUUGCAUACAACCGUUUGAAAAAGUUGAUCAACUUACACAUUGCCAAAUUGUUGAAACGUUACAAGAUUGCUCUGAAGAGUAAGUCACAAGCCGUCUCUAUUUACAAGGCUCAAAAGGAAAAGCAUGGCAAGACCAAGUUUAUUGCUCCAUACCUUGUCAAUUUUGCCAAGUUGGAUGUUUUAAUUGCUCAAAAGAGAUAUUCCAAUGCCAUGUACUUUUAUUUGAGAAGACAAAUCUUUGUCUUGAACUAUUUGGUCAAACAUAGAAAUAAUGUCUUCAAGGUUUUGAACUAUGAAAAUGCUCGUUCCAAGGUCUUUAACUUGAAAUUGGAAGAAGAAAAGAAGAAGGUUGUCGAAUGGGAAAAACAAUUAGAAGCUGCUACCACUGAGGUCAUUAAAAACAAAUUGAAGGGAGUUCUCCAAGUUAGCAAGGUCAAGAUUGAACAAUACAAAAAGCACAUUGCCACUUGUACCAUUUUGAUCAAGAGGGCCAAGACAACUCUUGAAAAGGUCGCUCUCAAAUUGAAAGAAGCUGCCGCUGUUCUCUCCUCUCGUAAGAUUACUCUUCCAAAGGGAUUGCAUAAACUCCUCAAGACCAAGUAUGAAAAGCAAGUUGCUGCUAUUGAAAAGAAGAAGAAGAUUUAUGAAACUGCCUCUAACAAGGAUGAACUUUUGAAGAGUCUUCCAAAGCCAGUCGAUUAUACUGAAAAGACCUACAUUAGACUUGCUUUAAAGAAGAACAAACUCCCAUACAUUUGUACAGUCAGCAAGAAUUCUAGUAAUAAGGAAAAGAUUGAAUCUCAAUCAGUUACCAAUGAUCUCUUCCUCAAACCACUCAUUUGUUUCCACAAGACAAAGACCUUGGUUAAGGUUUCCUAUGUUAUUGGUCAAAACAUUUUGAAUAUUCAAAAGAUCAAAUCCAAAUGGCUCAGACAACGUGUCAGACUUUCACUCAACGAUAAGGGACGUUUAGUUGCCAAGUUUAAGAAGAGCAAGUCAUUGAAUAAGACUUCUCCAAAAUAUUUGAAGAAGAAACUUUUUAAUGAUCGUGUCAAGUAUAUUCAAACUCACCAAACUACUUCCAGAGCUAUUAUCAAGUCAUUUGUCAUGAAGUAUUACGCUUUACCAAAUGAUGCUUUCAAUAUCAAGUUUGUCCUCUCUCGUGGUACUGGUAGAGUUGUUAAACCACAAAAGAAGAGAGUUGUCAAGAAGGUUAAGAAGGUAGUUGCAAAGAAGCAAUAAAAAUGUAUUAUCUUG
This is a messenger RNA of Naegleria gruberi, 2193 nucleotides long. RefSeq lists its product as uncharacterized. The transcript is spliced from 2 exons. NCBI's taxonomy places the organism in Eukaryota, Heterolobosea, Eutetramitea, Acrasida, Naegleriidae. The record is from RefSeq and is a predicted model, not a curated record. Bases 4 to 2178 code for a protein of 724 amino acids.